This is a messenger RNA of Peromyscus californicus insignis, 4546 nucleotides long. It is a transcript of the gene Rbmx, whose product is annotated as RNA binding motif protein X-linked. Lineage: Eukaryota; Metazoa; Chordata; Mammalia; Rodentia; Cricetidae. Gene Ontology annotation, molecular function: RNA binding. Gene Ontology annotation, biological process: positive regulation of mRNA splicing, via spliceosome. The record is from RefSeq and is a predicted model, not a curated record. The transcript has 10 exons. Bases 43 to 1293 code for a protein of 416 amino acids. Gene Ontology annotation, cellular component: spliceosomal complex.
GGGACGCAGAGCUACCACAGGACUAGCACCAGGACAGCGCCGAUGCUCAUGAUGGGCUGGUUGACUUCUCUGCGGCUUCCUCUGGUCGUUGGCGACUCCCAUCGGUUGGAAGAAAAAAUGGUUGAAGCAGAUCGCCCAGGAAAGCUCUUUAUUGGUGGGCUCAAUACAGAGACAAAUGAGAAAGCCCUUGAAGCAGUAUUUGGCAAAUAUGGACGAAUAGUAGAAGUGCUUUUGAUGAAAGACCGAGAAACCAACAAGUCCAGAGGAUUUGCUUUUGUCACUUUCGAAAGCCCAGCAGAUGCAAAGGAUGCUGCCAGAGAUAUGAAUGGAAAGUCCUUAGAUGGAAAAGCCAUCAAGGUGGAGCAAGCCACCAAACCAUCAUUUGAAACUAGUAGACGUGGACUGCCUCCACCUCCAAGAAGCAGAGGUCCUCCCAGAGGUCUUCGAGGAGGAAGAGGAGGAAGUGGAGGAACUAGAGGACCACCCUCACGUGGAGGACACAUGGAUGAUGGUGGCUAUUCCAUGAAUUUUACCAUGAGUUCUUCGAGGGGACCUCUUCCAGUAAAAAGAGGACCACCACCACGAAGUGGGGGUCCUCCUCCUAAAAGAUCAGCACCUUCAGGACCAGUUCGUAGCAGCAGUGGAAUGGCGGGAAGAGCCCCUGUGUCACGUGGAAGAGAUAGUUAUGGAGGCCCACCACGAAGGGAGCCCCUUCCCUCUCGCAGAGAUGUUUAUUUGUCCCCGAGAGAUGAUGGAUAUUCCACUAAAGACAGCUAUUCAAGCAGAGACUACCCAAGUUCUCGAGAUACCCGAGAUUAUGUACCACCGCCAAGAGAUUAUCCUUACCGUGAUUAUGGUCAUUCCAGUUCACGUGACGACUACCCACCAAGAGGCUAUAGUGAUAGAGAUGGAUAUGGUCGGGAUCGUGACUAUUCAGAUCAUCCAAGUGGAGGUUCCUACAGAGAUUCAUAUGAGAGUUAUGGUAACUCACGUAGUGCUCCACCUACACGAGGGCCCCCGCCAUCUUAUGGUGGAAGCAGUCGCUAUGAUGAUUACAGCAGCUCACGUGACGGAUAUGGUGGAAGUCGAGACAGUUACUCAAGCAGCCGAAGUGAUCUCUACUCAAGUGGUCGUGAUCGCGUUGGCAGACAAGAACGAGGGCUUCCCCCUUCUAUGGAAAGGGGGUACCCUCCUCCACGUGAUUCCUACAGCAGUUCAAGCCGCGGAGCACCAAGAGGUGGUGGCCGUGGAGGAAGCCGAUCUGAUAGAGGGGGAGGCAGAAGCAGAUACUAGAAACAAACAAAACUUUUGGACCAAAAAAAAUCCCCAUUCAAAGAAACAAACAAAAAUGGAAACUUUCUGUCAUAAACUUCCCAAGGACUACUAAAAGGAAAAAUUGUGUUACCUUUUUAAAAUUUCCUGUUCCCCUUAAUAAUUUUUAUGUUCUUGUGAGGGAAAAAGUAAGACGUGUUUAAUUUUAUUUGAUAUUAUGAGUUGCUUUCAACAAGCAAAUGUUAAAUGUGUAAGCCUUGACUUGUACUAGUGUUGUAAUUUUCCAAGUAAAAAUGUCCCUGAAGGCCACUUCCUGAUUUUUCCCAGUUAAUGAGGAAAGCAAUCCUAAGAUCUUCCACAAACAUUAAGCCAUCUAUAUGUCCUGUGGUCUCCACUGAGCGAUGAAUCGCCCUGCCUGUGCUAUUAGAGAGGGUUGGUUGGGUGUGCUGCUCUUAGGAUUUCAUGAUUUCAGGGUGUCUUCCAAGUGAAACCUCAAUGCUCACAGUAUAAAAAAAACCUGAGAUCAGAUUCCUAGGAAUGUGCUAUUUACCCAGAAACCCCAAAAAGCAAAUGGAUGCAGGCCAUAUUUCGCUUUUCUGACAUUUCCUUGGGAAUCUACAAGGACCUCCCUUUUCCCCUCCCUUAGUAAGACCAUUUAAGUGUGUGUUAAACAACUACAGAAUACUAAAUAAAAAGUUUGGCCAAAACCAACCAUGAAGCUGCAAAACGAUGCUUGCUCUUACUGUUUCAAAUUUUUGCAACUCUGUAGUGUCUCACUUUUAAAGGAACAGCUUGAUUGCAAAGGAGAAAAUAGAUAAGCAAUGAAGUUAUCUCCAACUUCCUAAAGGCUUAUGACUUCUAAAAAGUGAAUCUAUCAGCAUUCCACAUCAGAUUUAAAGCACCAAAUGCCUGUGAAACAGCAAAGAUGGUAAGCAAAGCAAACUAGUUUUUCCGUCUAAGUCGAAAUUGAGCACUUACCUUCCUCAUAGUACAGUGAACCAUACUGUACUUCAUGGCAAUGGAAAUGCCUUCUAGAUUAAAAAAAAAAAAACCUUUUGAAAAAAACCACAAAUGUUCAAUAGCAUAUUAGAAGUCCUCCAAAUUCAACACUUGGAUUUUUUUAAAGCAUGUAUGGCACUUAAAGGCACUAAUGCAGCUGUUGUUUAUCAAUAGCAAUCUGGAAAUUGGGAGGGGGUGAUUUUUUUUUUAAAUUUUUGAUGAAGACCUUUAAACAUGCUUCAUGUUUUGACUUUUUUUUUUCAAAUUAGUCUUUUAGUCAAUAUAAAAAAUGGCUUAGGAUUGGGGUCUCCCAUCUGGCCCCUAUAAGCCAUUGCAAAUUUGACAUUUAGUUGGAUGCCUGACUUGUUUUAGUUCUAUGAAACUACACUGUAUGGAGAAAAAAAAUCUAUUGCAAGUGGUCUUUAAAAAAGCAAAAACCUGAGGCAGCAUGACCCAGGUCCAGCCAUGAAGUUGAAAAAGAUGCUCUUGAAUAUAGUAAACUUGAAGACCUCCAACUAAAAAUCCUUAGACUGCACUUAUUCCUUCAAAUGUUUUGUCAGUUCAACUUAUGGAUUUAACGUGGCAGUGCACCAUUGGAAAAGAAUGAGAAUCCAUAAGCCAUGCGACUUAACCAUUUAAGCCAUUCCAGUCCAUCCCAAGCCAGUGAACCUUCCACCAAUUAAGAGAAGUAGUAGAACAUGAAAUAAUGUAUUAAGCUACAAGUCUGAACUUGCCUGUUCUCUCUGGAAAAAAAAGGACAGUUAUAGGCAAGUAUUAAAGAACUUCCUUUAGAGAAAUAACUAGUUUUCAUUUAUGUAAUUUUUGCAGGUUGAACCUAACAGUCAUCCUAUCAUGGAGUGCUGAUUGAUUCACAGUAGAGAAACCUGGCAGUAUGAAAAAAUCAAAUGCUCAGAGUUGUUGAAGCAGAGGAAUGCUGACACUAAGCUGCAGCAGUUACAUACCCAGUGCUCAUCAGAAUUGGUUUGGUACAGGCAAUAGAGGGUUUUUUUUUCUUCAAGGGAGGGAGGCAUCAGUGUUGGUUAAACAUUAAUUAGGGAGUGGUGAUUCCUUAAAAUUGACCAAAUGAGGAGAGGGAGACAAAGAAAUUGGUAAGUCGAGGUACCUACCCAAGAAGUUCUCGUGGCUCUUUGUACAGAUUCAGUAGUUUGGGUGAAAUAAUGGGGCAACUCUGCAAUUUAGAGCUGAUGAUCACUUACUAUAAGAAAAUUGAAUUAGCUGGGACUGUAACUCCAUGGUGGAGUGCUGGCCUAAAUACGAGCGAAGCCUAGAGUUCAAUCCCUGGCACCACACACAGAAAAGAACACUCAAUCAGAAAACUGAUGCUUCCGUGAUAACUUUAUCCACUGAUGUCUCUGAUUUUCACCAAGUAAACCAUUUAGGGAAUUACCUUAUCAGGAAAAAACAUUUACUUGUCCUAUAAAACUUAGAAGAGGGGAGCAAUGCUACAAAAUGCAAGUAAAAACUGAAACACUGUUAAGAUAGUGGAAAGAUGCUGGAAACAAAUACAGGUCACCAGGUCACUGUAGUUUUAGAGAGGUACUUUACCCUCAGGUCUCAAUCUUGGAAAUAAAUCACGAUACAACUCUAGUUUAUUGCUUUGGAAACUAAGAGCCAGUAAUGUAAGUGUUGAUGUUCUCAAAGAGCCAGUAAUGUGUUGACGUUCUCAAAGGAAACAGGUUGAGUUGCAGGGCUAAAGGAUUUAACUCAACUUCUGAGAUUCUUCUUACAAAGCCAUUUAGUACUAUUACAUUUACUGUUUAUGAUUAGGGGAAAUGAUCCAAAACUUUUAAACCCCAUUGGUCACAUUUCUCAUCAGCUGACAAGGGUCCUGACCAAAUGUCAGCAGUUGUACUUGAAUAGCUAUCUUAACUGAAGCCUUCUAUGUUCUAAUAACUCCUUGAGUAGGUGCUUUUGUCAAGACCUUUUGACUCUCAGGCAUUUAUUUAGAUUUCUUAAAGACAGUUUAGCAUAGGGAAUACUAGGGUAAAAAUAAAUGCUAAAUUCAAAGUAAGGAGCAGGUAAAAAAUUGCCAAGAAAACUUUUUGACAAAUAGUAAAGUUUACAGAACCAACAGGCCUAAAAUACACAAUUAGAAAAAAAUUGCCCUAGAUCCUUCUGGGUAUAUACUGGUUGUAAACGAAUUUGAAUAAUACAGGAAGUGGGGUUUAUUUUGGUAGUUGGAUGUAGAGUUUAGGUAUUGUGGAUCACUUUUUGGAAUGUUUUGUGUGGAAACCCAAUAAAACUUGAACAUGUA